Molecule: messenger RNA, 4860 nt
Organism: Tachyglossus aculeatus (Australian echidna)
Lineage: Eukaryota; Metazoa; Chordata; Mammalia; Monotremata; Tachyglossidae
Gene: CRYBG2
Product: crystallin beta-gamma domain containing 2
Exons: 19
Coding region: 1-4656 (1551 amino acids)
Source: RefSeq, a predicted model, not a curated record
AUGGAGGAGGUGGCAGAGGCUGCGGGGCCCACGGCGCCGGUGGACCGGAGGGUGGCGAGUGCCACGCUGACCUGGCGGCAGAAGCCGCCGGGUCCAGGCCGGGAGGAGGUGAGGCACCGGCUCCAUAAGGUCUCACUGGUGAGCAGUGGGGCGGACGGCAGGCCCGGGCCUGGGACUGAGGCCGAUGUCCGGUCAUCCUCAGUCUACGAGUACUCCCGGCACCGGGAGGUGGUGAACGGCGUGACCACCAAGGAUGAGGAGAGCGAGAGCUACCGGGGUCCUCGGGGUGAGGAGCCACAAGGGGCCCUGGCCCAGGACUCCUCCCCUGACCCCCGGAGGAGAUUUCUCAGCCACGGGCCCAUCUUCUCCAAGAUGUUCACGCCCCCACCCAAGGGCAAGAAGCCCACAGGGCGCCCAGAGAAGGGGGGCGACAGCAGGGUCCCGGCCGAGAGCACCCCCGGACACGAUCUCCCGGGCCCCGAGAUAGGCUCUCAGGAGGAGCCCCCGGGUCCCGGUACUUGGGGGGCUGGCCACGGCAUCCCCCGGGCCCUCAACUCAGCCAUCGGCUGCCAGGCCGAGCGGAGGGUGACACGCACUGUCCGAACCACCACCAUCGCCGGGGGCCAGAUGGAGAGCCAUGUGUCCACCACGGUGACGUCGAGCCCAGUGCUCCCUGGAGGACUGCCGCGGGGUCGCCACGUGUCCCGCACGAUCCGCACGUUGACCAUGGUGAACCCCCAGCCCGGCGCUCCUGCCGCCCGCCCCUCCAGCCCCAGCCGCCUCCCCGGCUCCCCGAGCCGGAGCCAGGCGCUGGAGAUCAUCAGCACUUUGGUCCCGGGGGCACCAGCGGACCCCGGGCCUGCCAAGUCUGGAGACCCCACUCGGCCCCGUGGGACGAGGCCGAGCCGGCUGCCCCGCGCUGUGGCCUGCCCCACAGAGGGUGGGUCGCGCCUGCUCAGCUCUCGAGGUGCAGCUGGACACCCAGAGGGCACAGACGGGGUAGUGCCGGUCAUUGUGGUCCUCACCCCGCCUGAGGCCCUGGGGGUCAUAGGGAGAGAGGAAGGCGGCAGUCAAGUAGAGGCUGCAGGGGAGCCGGGGGCCGGACGAACAGACGUGGGUGCCGAACUCGAGGCCUGCUCCCCAAAAGAGGCGAAUGCGAUGCCCAUUGGGGUGUCUGACAGAGACCAGCCACGGGAGGCCUGCCAAAGUGCAGCUAAAUUGGGGUCCCCUCCCCUCGGCUCAGCCACCCGGAGGCGGGGCCAGACUCCCAGGGAGGAUGGCCCUAGGGAGACUGAGGCUCAAACCUCACCUGGUGGGGAAGGGGGCCCGUGUCCCACAGACCCCGAGGACCUAGAACCCCCUUGCUCCCCUGAAACAAGCCCCAGGUCCCCAACCCCUACUGACCACCCCCCUAAGGCGAGCCCCCCGAUUCCAGAUACCUGCUCCACAGCGGCAAACUCUUCUCCUCCUUCCUCAGCUGGAUCCCCAGAGUCAAGCCCCCCUCCCCACACUGACCAUCCUCAGGGAGUGAGCCCCCCGUCUCCCACUGCCCAAACCCAAGAGGUCAGCCCCCCGGCUCCGACAGCCGCUCCCCAGGAGGGGAGCCCUCCACCCGGCACUGUCCACCCCCGAGAGAUGAGCCCCCUGCCCCCCGCUGCUGGCCCCCAGGAGAGGAGCCCCCCAUCUCCCACUGCCCACCAUCCCGGGGAAAAUGAGGUUCCAGACCCAGGCUCCGGGUCCACUGCAGAAAGGCUCCCCGGGCCGAGCGACCCCUUGGCCAUGGCCCCGACGGAAUCCGCGGCCGUGAUCCCAGCUGGACCCCCAGUGACUGGAUCCCAGGGGGAGGCGGUGACUGCGGAUGACGAGGCGGCGCUGACGGCUGACCUGGAGCUGUUUGUGGACACUCUGCGCAGCAUGGAGACCCCCGACAUCCUCCGCACCCACAAGCUGCCCCGUGCGCCCCGCUCCUCCUACCUGGCUGUGUACGCCACGCUGCCCGCCAUCGAAGAGGACCAGGCCGGCCCGCAGGCCUUCAGCCCCCGCGCCUCUGUGGCCCCUGUGGAGGAGCCAGAGGAGCUGGAGGAGCUGGAGAACCCUUACCUGAGCGACGACGAGAAGCUACAGCGACGACAGAAGGCCCAGGAGGCCCAGCAGUCCUUCGUCUGGGAGAACCUCCCCCGACGGCCGGCCCAGGAGAACCCCUCCCCACUGGAGAUGAUGAAGAGGCAUGCGGCAGCGGCGGCAGCGGCCGACAGGACUGGGGAGCCCGGGGGUCCGGCCCGGCCCGGGGCCCUGAAGGCUUCGGAGUUGCUGGCCGAGAGGCUGGAGAAGCGAAUCAGCAUUCCCUCCCGGCUGGGCAGCAGUAUCCUCUUUGGGAGCGUCCAGGCCCUCAGGGAGGGCGGGCCAGGCUCUGAGACGUCCCCCGCAUCCACCACCCCGGAGACCCUGGGUACCAAGCUCUCUGCCCUGCAGCCCCACAAGGUUCCCGCCUUGAAGAAGUCCCCGGGGCAGAUGCCCUUACUCUCUGAUGGCAAGGAAUCCAGGAAGUCAGUGCCACCGCCGGCCAAGGCCUGUAGCUACAAGAAGAAGGAGCGUGGGAAGCUGAACACAAGGCCCGGGAAGAUCGUCCUGUUCUCAGAGCCAGGGUUCCAAGGGACGCGGCGUGAGAUCUGGGGGGAUGUGGCCGAUGCCACCGCCUGGCCCCUGUGCCAGGCCAUAUCCAUACGGGUGGUGCGAGGAGGGUGGGUGUUGUAUGAGGAGCCCCAGUUUCGGGGACGGAAGCUGGCCCUGGCUGAGGGAGACGUGGAGCUGACAGAGCCGUGGGGACCCCAGAGCCCCGCCAGCAUCGGCUCCCUACGCCGGGUGGUCACGGACUACAGCAUCCCUGAGAUCAGCCUGUUCACGGAGGAGGCCGGCGGGGGGACCCAGGUCACACUGACUGGUCCCUCGGACGAUCCCCAGGGCCAGGGCCCACUUCUCCCGGGGGCUUCCAUCAUCGUCUCAGCCGGACUGUGGCUGCUUUAUUCCAAGCCUUCCUUUGCCGGUCACCCCCACGUCCUGGAACCUGGGAACUACCCCAACCUGGAGGCCUGGGGGGGCUCGGAACCCCACGUCGGCUCCCUGCAACCUGUGAGACUGGGCUGUCCCACCGUGGAGAAGCCUGGGGAGCCCAAGGCCGUGGUGUUUGAGGGCCCCAACUUCGAGGGUCCGAGCUGGACCGUGAGCCGGGACAUCUACCACCUCCAGAAGCCUGAGGAUGAGCAGAGCCCCCGGGUGGCCACGGCAGGUUCCCUACGCAUCCUCGGGGGCUGCUGGGUUGGCUAUGAGAAGGAGGGCUUCCGGGGCCACCAGUACCUGCUGGAGGAGGGCGACUACCCAGACUGGACCAGCUGGGGUGGCUUUGACGAGGCGCUGACCUCCCUGCGGCUCAUCCGGACGGACGUGGCCGACCCAGCCGUGGUCCUCUUCAAGGCCAUGGACUUUGAGGAUGGGCCCAGCGUGGAGCUGAGCGAAGCCCUGUCCGACGUGGAGCUGGCCAACUACGGGCCUGUCACCCAGUCCAUCCACGUGCUUAGCGGCGUGUGGGUGGCCUAUGAGCACGUGGACUUCUCGGGAGAGCAGUUCGUGUUGGAGAAGGGGGUCUACCGUAACUGUGACGACUGGGGGUCCGGCAGCGGCACCAUCAACUCUCUGCAGCCCAUCCUGCAGGUUGGGGAGCACAGUCGGCACUUCCUCUCCAAGAUCCAGCUCUUCUCCGGCCCCGACUUCCUGGGCGAGCAGGUGACUUUUAAGGACGAUCAGCCGGCUCUCCCCACCGCCUUCCAGCCCCAGUCUUGCCGCGUGCAAGGCGGCAGCUGGAUCCUCUUUGAUGAGACGGAGUUUGAGGGCAAUCAGCAUGUGCUGUCAGAGGGAGAAUACCCGACCCUCACGGCCAUGGGUUACUUCGCCUCCGCCAUGCCACGCUCGCUCAGGAAGGUGCCUGUGCACUUUUCAGAGCCGUCCAUCUUCCUGCACGGCCUCGAGUGCUUCGAGGGGAAGGAGAUCGAGCUGAACCACGAGGUGCGGAGCCUGCAGGCCGAGGGCUUCAAUAACCACGUGCUGUCAGUGCGCGUCAAGGGCGGAGUCUGGGUCCUGUAUGAGCACAGUGACUUCCGUGGACGUCAGUGGGUCCUGGACUGCACUGAGAUCACCAACUGGCUCACCUACAGCGGUACCCAGAAGAUCGGCUCCCUCUACCCCAUCAAGCAGCGGCGGGUUUAUUUCCGUCUGCGGAACGAGGAAAUGGGUGGCUUUCUGUCGGUUCCGGAGGACGUGGAGGACAUGAAGGCCGGGCGCGUGGUGGUCUCCAAGCUGCAAGACAAGAGCAGCUUCAUCUGGUACUACGAGGAGGGACUCCUCAAAAACCAGGCGGCCCCCACGAUGAGCUUGCAGGUGAUCGGGCCGCCCAGCCAGGGCUCCAAGGUGGUGCUGUGGGCGGAGAGCCGCCUGCCCCGCCAGACCUGGGCCAUCGAGGCAGAUGGCCACAUCUCCAGCCAGAUGUUCCAGGACAAGAUCCUGGAUGUCAAAGGGGGCCGGACCUACGACCGAGACCACGCGGUGCUGUGGGACGCCAGCGACGAGAGGCCAUCUCAGAUCUGGGGUGUCCAAGUGCUCUGAAGCCCAGACCAAGCCACCCCUCUCUCCUCUCCCCCAGCACCCCACCCUGUCCGGUGUGGGACCCCAGAGAGCCUGCAGUGCUGCCUGAUGGCAGCGGGGAGGGAAGAACCAAGCAGUCAUGGGGUGAAGAUGGGCCCCCUGUCGCUGCCCCAGGAUGGCCCUGGGGCUGUUUGUGCGGGCAGAUGCCGCUGCCACUGCUGUAAU